Penicillium soppii is the source of this 1986-nucleotide messenger RNA. Its product is annotated as terpene cyclase/mutase family protein. The record is from RefSeq and is a predicted model, not a curated record. Gene Ontology annotation, molecular function: intramolecular transferase activity. Gene Ontology annotation, biological process: triterpenoid biosynthetic process. The transcript has a single exon. Gene Ontology annotation, cellular component: lipid droplet. Bases 1 to 1986 code for a protein of 661 amino acids. Lineage: Eukaryota; Fungi; Ascomycota; Eurotiomycetes; Eurotiales; Aspergillaceae.
AUGGCUGAAUUUCCCCUUGGCUCAUUGGCAACUGAAGUCAAAGAAGCACUUGACCGAGCUGCGAACUACUCACACCAUCGCCAACAUGAGGAUGGUCAUUGGUGUGGUGAACUGAAGUCAAACGCCACCAUCACGGCAGAAUAUGUCAUGCUUCGCCAAGCAUUGGGCCUGGACAUGGAUUCAGAUCGCAAUGAAUUGAUCUCUUGGUUCCUGUCAGAACAAAACCAGGACGGAUCAUGGUCACUCGCUCCGGGACAUUCAGGUGAAAUCUCGACCUCAGUGGAGGCCUACUUUGCAUUGAAAAUUCUCGGCGUCCAGCCAGACACAGGGUUUAUGCAGAAAGCCCGAUCUUUCAUCGUCUCUAGCGGUGGAAUCGCCAAGGUGCGCAUCUUCACGCGUAUCUAUUUGGCGACGUUUGGUCUGUUCCCUUGGGGUGCAGUGCCAGAACUUCCAGCGGAGUUAAUAAUGAUGCCAGAUGCUGCGUUCAUCAGUAUAUAUCGGUUAGCGUCUUGGGCUCGCAGCACUAUUGUGCCCCUUCUCAUCAUUUCACAUCAUCGUCCUGUAUACCCUUUACCAAAUGGCAAGUCGGAGACAAAUGAUUUCUUGGAUGAGCUAUGGGAUAACCCAGCAAAGAAGAACGUGCCCUACUCUCCCUCAUUUUGGGAACUAGUGAAAUCUGACGCGGUCGCCUCCACGUUCGUUGUGAUUGAUGGCAUUCUUCACAUGCUCGGCGGCCUGCGUAGUUCUCCAACACGGUCCCGCGCCCGCGGACAAUGCAUCGAUUGGAUUUUACAACAUCAAGAGGCCGAAGGUGACUGGGCUGGGAUCUUCCCACCCAUGCAUACCGGCGUUAUUGCGUUAUGCCUUGAAGGAUACGCGCUUGAUGAUAUCCCAGUCAAGAGAGGACUUCAAGCAAUUGAAAGGUUUUCAUGGUCUGACAAACGCGGUAAAAGAGUACAGGCCUGUGUCUCUCCCGUGUGGGAUACAAUCCUGAGUACCAUUGGACUCUGCGAUGCCAAUAUGGUCUCUGACCACACCGCGCGCGCCAUGAAAUGGGUCAAAGACCGCCAGCUGUGCGGGCCAGAGGGUGAUUGGCGAGUUUACAAGCCGAACAUCACCGCAGGAGGAUUCAGCUUCGAGUACUUUAACCGGUGGUAUCCAGAUGUGGAUGACACUGCAGCUGCAAUUUUGGCCAUGAUUAAGCAAGAUCCCGAAUUGGCGGACUCUCGCGCUUCUAUUGUCAAGGCAGUGCAAUGGAUCAUCGGCAUGCAGAACAAUGAUGGUGGAUGGGGAGCGUUCGAUAUUCAUAAUGAUCGGUUGUUUUUGAACAAAAUUCCUUUCAGUGAUAUGGAGGCCUUAUGCGAUCCCUCUACGGCAGAUGUCACAGGACGAAUCCUUGAGGCAUUCGGCCUCCUUUUCCAACGUCCCCACAACUUGCCAUUCGAUCUUAUCAACGAUAUGAAACUCGCCUGCGACCACGCCAUCCAUUAUCUGCUCAUAACACAAGAACAAAACGGUUCCUGGUAUGGUAGAUGGGGAGCAAACUACAUCUACGGCACUAGCAACGUGGUUUGUGGAUUGGCCCUCUUUUCGGCUUGGGAGGCGGAGACAAGCCACGUGGGUAAUUCCCUAGAUCGUGCAAUCUCCUGGCUGAGAAAUGUCCAAAACCCAGAUGGUGGAUGGGGAGAGACGCUGUUGUCUUACAGAAAGCCCGAGUUGGGCGGUCAGGGGUCUUCUACUGCUUCACAAACAGGGUGGGCGCUGAUGGCGCUCCUCGCUCGCAGCUCGUCUCAUCAAAAGUCGAUUCAAAUAGGGGUAGGAUAUUUGUUGCGGACACAGACGCUAUCUGACCGUCCUGGUGAAGCUUCAUGGCCAGAAUCCCAAUAUACAGGGACAGGUUUCCCAAACCAUUUCUACCUCGGGUAUAGUCUAUAUUCUCAUUAUUUUCCUAUGAUGGCUUUGGGAAGAUAUGCGCGGCUAUCUUAG